Molecule: messenger RNA, 2682 nt
Organism: Chinchilla lanigera (long-tailed chinchilla)
Lineage: Eukaryota; Metazoa; Chordata; Mammalia; Rodentia; Chinchillidae
Gene: Znf470
Product: zinc finger protein 470
Biological process (GO): regulation of transcription by RNA polymerase II
Molecular function (GO): DNA-binding transcription factor activity, RNA polymerase II-specific; RNA polymerase II cis-regulatory region sequence-specific DNA binding
Source: RefSeq, a predicted model, not a curated record
GGAAGUUGGGCCUGGCAAUUCGGAAGGUCCCGAGGAGGGACACCUGGAAGGAGCCGGGCGGCGGCGCUGUCCUGGUCUGAGAGAGUGCAGGGAAGGUGGGGCCGGCCGGGAGGCAGGGCGAUGUGGGCGGCCGCGCGAGUCCCCACGGUUGCGCGUGAGGACGGGCGGGCCGCCGGGAAGGUCCUGCCCGGCGAGGCGGAGCUCGACGCGGUGUGAGACCCCGACCCUGGGCGCCGAGCACGUGACGCACGGGUUGGGCGCGGCCGGAAGUGGAAUUGCGGCUCGGGGUGCUGUCCUGGGAGCCGAGUGCUGGACCAGAAAAAAAGUAAUCACUAGUAAGUGGAAGAACCAGGAUCCAGAUCCAGGACAGGAUGUCUCCAGAAUCUCCUUCAGUACAAACUGUCAUGUAAUGCUGAAUGCCUGCCCAAGCUCUGCACUCUCAGGGUAGCAUUCUUCUCCACAUGAAGAGCAAGGAAGAGGUGGAGUUGACAGGGAUUGAACUGGUUGAAGCCAUGUCCCUGGGUUUAGUGACUUUCACAGAUGUGGCUGUAGACUUCUCCCAGGAUGAAUGGGAAUGGCUGAAUUUUGCCCAGAGAAGUUUGUACAGGAAGGUGAUGCUGGAGAACUACAGAAACUUGGUUUCAGUAGGUCUUUGCAUUUCUAAACCAGAUGUGAUUUCCUUAUUGGAGCAAGAGAAGGAUCCGUGGGUAAUACCAGGAGAGAUGUCAAGAAAUCUGUGCCCAGACCUGAAGUAUAUGUGGUUGUCCAAGGAAUUAUCUUUAAACCAGGACAUUUAUGAAGAUUUAUCUCAGGAAGGACCUUUAAACUGUGACCUUAAAAGUUUCACAUUAGAGGAAAACUGGAAAUGUGAGGAGGGCUUAUGUGAGAGUGAGCCAGUGAGUCAGAUGACAUACUUGAAGCAAGAGAUGAUCAGUCAUAUUGAUAACCUUAGUGAGAAAGCAGACCACACUAUCAAAUCUGGGGCAGAUUUUCAUCUGAGUACAUUACCUUAUAUAAAACAGAUUUUUCCCAUGGAAGAGAGAGUAUAUAAUUUUGAUACAGAUGUGAAAACACAUUCAUUUGUGAAAAAAUGCAAGCAUGUUUAUGGAGAAAAGAAACUUUUAAAAUGUAAGGACUGUGAGAAAACACUCAACAAAAUCUCAGCCCUUACCCUUCAUCAAAGAAUUCACACUGGAGAGAAGCCCUAUGAAUGUAUUGAGUGUGGUAAGUCCUUUAGCCAGAGUGAUCUUGUGCAACAUCAGAGAAUACACACAGGAGAAAAACCCUUUGAAUGUAGUGAAUGCGGAAAAGCCUUCAGCCAGAACGCUCAUGUUACUCAGCAUCAGAGAGUUCACACUGGAGAAAAGCCUUAUCAGUGUAAGCAGUGUAAUAAAGCCUUCAGCCAGCUUGCACACCUUGCUCAACAUCAGAGAGUUCACACUGGAGAGAAACCCUAUGAGUGUGUUGAAUGUGGGAAGGCCUUGAGUGACUGUUCGUCCCUAGCUCAUCAUCGUAGGAUUCACACUGGGACAAGACCCUAUGAGUGUGUUGACUGUAGGAAAGCUUUCAGACAGAAUGCUUCUCUCAUACGUCAUCGGCGGUACUAUCAUACUGGAGAGAAACCCUUUGAUUGCAUCGACUGUGGGAAGGCUUUUACUGAUCACAUAGGACUUAGCCAGCAUAAGCGAAUUCACACCGGAGAGAGAGCUUACAAAUGCAGUAUGUGUGGUAAGGCUUUCAGCCAUGGCUGGUCCUUGACUGUGCAUCAGAGAGUUCAUGCAGGAGAGAAGCCUUACGGGUGUGGUAUUUGUGAGAAAGCCUUUAGCCACUGUGGCUCGCUGACUCUUCAUCAAAGAGUUCACACUGGAGAGAAGCCCUACGAAUGUAAGGAAUGUGGGAAAGCUUUUCGGCAGAGCACACGCCUUGCUCAUCAUCACAGAAUUCAUACAGGAGAGAAGCCUUACAAGUGUAAGGAGUGCAGCAAAACCUUCAGUCAGAACGUACACCUUGUGCAGCAUCGGAAAGUACACACUGGAGAGAGACCGUAUGAGUGCCAGGAAUGUGGUAAGACUUGCAGCCAGACUGCACACCUUGUUCAGCACCAGAGAGUUCACACUGGUGAAAAGCCUUAUGAGUGUACUGAGUGUGGGAAGGCCUUUCGUGAUGGCUCAUACCUUGUUCAACAUCAGACACUCCACACUGGCAAAAGACCAUAUAAGUGUCUUGCAUGUGGGAAGGCAUUCAGACAGAGGGCAUCCCUGAUUUGUCACCAGAGGUGAGAAACUUAUGGUUGUAGUGUUUGUGGCAAAGCCUUCAGCCACCAUAAGUCACUUACUCUACAUCAGAGAAUUCAUACAGGAGAGAAACCUUAUGAAUGUAAAGAAUGUAGCAAAUCCUUCAGCCAGAUCACCCAUCUUACACUGCACAAGAGAAUCCAUACAGGAGAAAGACCCUAUGAAUGUAAAGAAUGUGGAAAAGCCUUCAGGCAGAGUGUACAUCUUGCUCACCAUCAGCAAAUUCACACUGGAGAGUCAUCCUCUGUUAUUCCUGCCUCAGUCUCAUACCACCAAGUCCUGUAGAUUCCAAAUGCCUCUAGAACCUGCCUUUUACCAGUGUUUAUCCUGUUAUAUUUCAAGACAUAGCCAUCUCAUUUGGAUUUCUGCAGUACCAACUUUUGUCCCU